AUGAAAUUCAAAAGUCUUCGCCGUCACAAGAAUGAUGUGAAGAAUACCUUGGGCUCGCAAUACUAUGAUCCCAAUUGGAACCAACCACUCGAAGAAUUCUCCUCAUCCAAUUUAUACAAACAUUCGUCGACUGACAAAAACAACUCGACAUAUAAUAAUACACGAAAAUUUCCACCUUUAUCUUCAGAUUCAAAACUAUCCGUAUUUUUCGGUACGUCAUUUUCAGCGUCUGCAAACUUUACGAAACCUGAUCCUUCUAUUUAUAAAUCUUAUCCGAAUUGCAGUUUUUCUCUCUCAAACAAUGAUUCAGCUUCCUAUCGGGUAUCGAUUAACAAAAAUAUACAAUCUUUUAAUACAAUUGAACAUCGUUAUGAGAAAGAUCUUUAUCCUGGUGGACAUUUCUUCCCAAAAACAUGCCGGCCUAAGCAACGUUUAGCGGUGAUCAUAUGUUACAGAAAUCGUGAAUCACAUUUGAAACUUUUUCUUAAUCAUAUACAUGCUUUUCUUCAGCAGCAACAACUUGAUUAUACAAUAUUUGUUGUUAAUCAGCAUGGUCAAGAACAAUUUAAUCGAGCUGCUCUAUUCGACGUUGGCUUCCUUGAAGCAAUAAAAUUAUAUUCAUUCGAUUGUUUCAUUUUUCACGACGUUGAUCUUUUACCUGAAGAUUUACGUAAUGUCUACAAGUGUGGAAAGCAACCAAAACAUAUGUCAGUCGCUGUUGAUACGUUCAAGUACAAAUUACCUUAUCCGACUCUGUUUGGUGGUGUAACUGCAAUCAGUUUAACGGAUUUUAUCAAUGCAAAUGGUUAUGCCACUAUUUACUGGGGUUGGGGUGGUGAAGAUGAUGAUAUGUAUCAGCGUGUAAAUCGAACACUGCGUAAAUCAAUUGCACGCUAUCCGACGGUUAUCGCGCGUUAUCAGAUGAUUUGCUCACAUAACCAUGUCUCUGCUGAAGCUAAUCCUAGUAGAGAUAUUAUUCUACGUUCAAAUUAUGAUCACAAGAAGGAUGGACUGAAUUCGAUAAAAUAUGUCUUACACAAAUUAACUUUUUAUAGAUUAUUUACAUUGAUAAACGUGACACUAACUGAAGAAUCAUUGAAUGAGAUUAGCAAACGUAUGAAUAUUAAAUUUCCGAAAAAAACAACAACUAUGAAAAUGCGAGUGUUACCAAGAAAAAGCGCAUAA
Adineta ricciae is the source of this 1185-nucleotide messenger RNA. The record is from the annotation of a GenBank genome assembly. NCBI's taxonomy places the organism in Eukaryota, Metazoa, Rotifera, Eurotatoria, Adinetida, Adinetidae.